GGGGAAAAGGAUUUUAGGAUGCACUUUAAAAAGAGUUGUGCUUCGGUGCCCUGUUAAGUGUAUAUGCCCCCUAAGUACCUUAGCAACGAUGUGGGGGGAAGGGUGCAGCUUCCCAUACUCCCACAGCAAAUCCCACCACCGUGACCACUGAGUGGAGUGAGUCGUCUUUUGUUAGCUCUUCGACAGGCCGCCCAGAUGGCGCCCUGCUCCAGUGUCCCGUGACUGGCAGACUCGCUCAGCCAAUCGUUGCUCAGCAAGCCGCGGGCCAGCUUCUCUUGCACCAGGUGCACCAAGCAGCUGCACAAAGAAUAGUGACCAAGCGCGUGCGGAGUCUGCAAGGGUUUCUGCCGAGGAGUUCGGCAGCAGUUGGAGUCGAAGACGCUGACGAUAAGGAGGCUGUUAAUUCAACGUCUUUACCUGCACUUUAACUCCAACUCGGUUUUACGGACUUGAUACUUUAUUACUACUUUGCGAAGUCGUGUGGUGUGUUGUUGAUAACCCAACAGUUGAAUUACUCGCGGUAGCUUUGUCACGUUGGAUUUGAUGGUCUUCGGUGGGUCUCAAGAAGUACCUUUCACUUUAGACGUAAUUAAGGCACGUCUACAAAUACAGAUUCGACACAACUGAAUCCACUGAGGAGACAUCAAGAACUACAGUGGAGAUUUUACAACCUUCAUGUGAUUUUUGGACAGGACUUUCAGUAGAAUUUUUUUCAGACCUAGUACCACUUAUUAAAAUUAAACAGGUUUGGCUGCACAGAUCUUUCUUUUAAGUUUGCAUCACAGCUAGUGAAAAGCAAGUCAACAUGGCUAGAGGAAUUAUUUCCUCACCUUCUUAUUGUCAGAUGGUAGCAGGACUGGUCAUCAUUUUGUUCAUUGAGUUUUCAGUGCAGAACAGAGAAUGUCCUCAUCUGUGUGUAUGUGAAGUAAGACCAUGGUUUACACCACAGUCUACCUACAGAGAAGCUACUACAGUGGAUUGCAAUGACCUUCGUUUGACCAAAGUUCCCAGGAACUUGUCAAGUGACACACAAGUUCUUUUAUUGCAGAGCAACAAUAUUGCAAAAACGGUUGAUGAAUUUCAACAUCUUUUUAACUUGACAGAAUUGGAUUUGUCACAAAAUAAUUUUACGACCAUUAAAGAUAUAGGUUUGUCCAAUCUUAGUCAGCUGACAACCUUACAUUUGGAGGAGAAUCAGAUUGCUGCAAUGACUGACUUCUGUCUCAAGGACCUUACAAACUUACAAGAACUUUAUAUAAAUCAUAACCAGAUUAGCAGUAUAUCGGAAAAUGCUUUUUCUGGCCUGUCAAAUCUUUUAAGGCUUCAUCUUAAUUCAAAUAAAUUAAAACUUAUAAAUAGUCGUUGGUUUGAGUCCACACCCAAUUUAGAGAUUCUUAUGAUUGGUGAAAAUCCAGUAGUUGGAAUCUUAGAUAUGAACUUUACUCCACUUUCAAAUCUAAGGAGUCUGGUUUUGGCUGGAAUGGACUUAACUGAGAUCCCUGGAAAUGCUUUAAUUGGGUUGAAUAGCCUUGAAAGUCUUUCAUUUUAUGACAAUAAGCUAGUAAAAGUUCCACAACUUGCUUUGCAGAAAGUUCCAAACCUGAAAUUCUUAGACCUAAAUAAAAAUCCUGUUCACAAAAUCCAAGAAGGUGAUUUUAAAAAUAUGCUUCGUCUAAAGGAACUUGGCAUAAAUAACAUGAUGGAACUUGUUUCGGUUGACAGAUAUGCCCUUGAUAACUUGCCCGAACUCACAAAGCUUGAGGCAACAAACAAUCCAAAGCUGUCUUACAUAAAUCCACUUGCUUUUCGUGAUGUACCAACCUUGGAAAGCCUGAUGCUCAAUAAUAACGCUUUAAAUGCACUUUACCAGAAAACAGUGGAAUCACUUCCCAAUCUGCGUGAAAUAAGUAUCCAUAGCAACCCUCUUAGGUGCGACUGUGUUGUGCAGUGGAUGAAUUCGAAUAAGACUACGAUUCGUUUCAUGGAGCCUCUUUCUAUGUAUUGUGCUAUGCCUCCAGAAUACAGGGGGCAGCAAGUGAAAGAUGUGUCUAUUCAGGAAUCAAAUGAACAGUGCCUUCCUAUGAUAUCACAUGACACUUUUCCAAGUCAUCUAAAUCUUGAUAUUGGUUCAUCUGUUUACUUAGAUUGCCGUGCAGUGUCAGAACCUGAACCACAAAUCUAUUGGGUAACUCCCCUUGGAGUCAAAAUAACAGUGGAUACAUUGUCUGACAAAUAUAGGUUAAGCAGUGAAGGUACACUGGAAAUAUCCAGUAUUCAGGUUGAAGACUCUGGAAGAUAUACCUGUGUUGCUCAAAAUUCAGAAGGUGCUGACACAAAAGUAGCUACUCUCAGAGUAAAUGGUACUCUUUUGGAUGGUACACAGGUACUUAAAAUAUAUGUGAAACAUGCAGAAUCUCAUUCAAUAUUGGUUUCGUGGAAGAUUAAUUCAAAUGUCAUGACUUCAAAUCUGAAAUGGUCAUCUGCUACUAUGAAGAUUGAUAACCCUCAUAUUACUUACACUGCCAGGGUUCCAGUGGAUGUUCACGAAUACAAUUUAACACACCUACAACCUUCUACAGAGUAUGAAGUCUGUCUAACUGUAUCAAACAUCCACCAACAGACUCAGAAGUCAUGUGUGAAUGUAACAACAAAGGAUGCAACUUUUGCUUUGGAUAUCUCAGAUCAAGAAACUAGUACAGCUCUUGCAGCCGUAAUGGGAUCAAUGUUUGCAGUAAUCAGUCUGGCCUCCAUUGCAGUAUAUGUCGCUAAAAGGUUUAAAAGAAAGAACUACCACCACUCUUUAAAGAAGUACAUGCAAAAGACAUCUUCAAUUCCUCUGAAUGAGCUUUAUCCUCCACUUAUUAAUCUUUGGGAAGGAGACAGCGAAAAAGACAAAGAUGGACCCUCUGAAACGAAACUAACUCAAGUUGAUACGUCUAGAAGUUAUUAUAUGUGGUAGGACUUUAAUUUGGUUAGAAGGAGCACAAUGACUCUGGGGAAGGGGGGGACAUCUUGCUUUUUCUUUGAAAGUGAGAUAUUCAAGGCAGUUUUAUAUUUUUGACUUUGCUAGUUUGUGGCAGAGUGGUGAGGACAGGUGGAUAUUUCAGACUUUUCUAGUAUAGCGUAUCGCAAACGUUGGAAAUAAAAGCACUCCACCUAGCUUAAAGACUCCUACUUGUUAAUUUGCUACUAUUGUGUAACUGCUCAGCUUUAAGAAAUUAGUGACGUGGAAUAAUCCAGUGAUUCACUGGUAGAUGUGCCCCUUUUCUAAAGCCAUCGGUAAAACACAAAUUUGUAUGAUGAAACAGUUUUAAAAACUGUUGUACAGGGUAUCUCUUUUUAAUCUCCAGGGACUGUAUAAGCUGAGAAGUGGAGGCUUGAUUUAAAGUGGAGGUCUAUUAAAGAAUGUUAGUACUGCACUGUAAUGUUGUAUCAACUAUAAUUUUGGAAAUGUUGAAUUUGAGAUUAUGGCCUUUUCAUUUUCAUAACUAUUUUACUUUGAGUUUUAACUAGUCUGGAAGACUUAAAUACAAAUUUGCAGGGGCACAAUGCAUAGUUAUCUUAAGUAUAUUUUCUUUUGAACACAAGUAGAUAUUAACUACUAUGAAUUUUUCUUAUGUAUCUUAAUUUACUUGACUUAACUAUUGUAUAACGACAGAAAAUGGAAAAAUCAAUUUUGCUAUUUUUAUAGAACUUUUGAAUUAACUUGCUAUUCUUUAGUAUAAAAUAAAUCUAAGUUUUUUUGCUGUUUUUUAAAGUUGCCCUUUGGUUUACUUUUCUGUAUUCAGAAUAUAGGACUUCUAGCAAUAUGAAUUCUGAAUAUUAAAGCUGUUAUUGUCCUUUAUUUAUAUAAAAUAAAUUUCUUACAAAAUAAA
Molecule: messenger RNA, 3875 nt
Organism: Protopterus annectens (West African lungfish)
Lineage: Eukaryota; Metazoa; Chordata; Ceratodontiformes; Protopteridae
Gene: LRRN1
Product: leucine rich repeat neuronal 1
Exons: 2
Coding region: 806-2959 (717 amino acids)
Molecular function (GO): protein binding
Source: RefSeq, a predicted model, not a curated record